AUGAACGAAAAUCUAUUUGCCUCUUUCAUUACCCCUACAAUAAUAGGACUCCCAAUUGUAAUUAUUAUCAUUAUGAUUCCAUCAAUAUUAUUGACGACCUCAAAACGCCUGAUCAACAACCGAGUACACACCUUUCAACAAUGACUUAUUAAACUAGUCACUAAGCAGAUAAUAAUGAUUCACUCACCCAAAGGACGUACAUGAGCACUUAUACUAGUGUCUCUAAUUAUAUUCAUUGGAUCAACAAACCUACUAGGCUUAUUACCUCACACAUUUACUCCGACAACCCAACUUUCUAUAAACUUAGGCCUAGCUAUCCCCCUGUGAGCAGGAACUGUAAUCUUAGGGUUUCGACACAAAAUAAAACACUCUUUAGCCCACUUCCUACCCCAAGGAACCCCUAUCUCACUAAUCCCCAUACUUAUCAUUAUUGAAACAAUCAGCCUUUUUAUUCAACCCAUAGCCCUAGCAGUCCGUCUAACAGCUAACAUCACUGCAGGUCACCUACUCAUACACUUAAUUGGAGGGGCUACCCUAGUACUCACAACCAUUAGUCCACCCACAGCUACCAUCACAUUUAUUAUCCUAGUUCUACUGACCAUCCUAGAAUUUGCAGUAGCCCUAAUUCAAGCCUACGUAUUUACCCUACUUGUAAGCCUUUAUUUACAUGACAACACAUAA
Molecule: messenger RNA, 681 nt
Organism: Phodopus roborovskii (desert hamster)
Lineage: Eukaryota; Metazoa; Chordata; Mammalia; Rodentia; Cricetidae
Source: the annotation of a RefSeq genome assembly